Messenger RNA from Uloborus diversus, 1353 nucleotides. RefSeq names its product calcitonin gene-related peptide type 1 receptor-like. The coding region runs from base 61 to 1221 and encodes 386 amino acids. Gene Ontology annotation, cellular component: plasma membrane. NCBI's taxonomy places the organism in Eukaryota, Metazoa, Arthropoda, Arachnida, Araneae, Uloboridae. The transcript has 10 exons. Gene Ontology annotation, biological process: adenylate cyclase-modulating G protein-coupled receptor signaling pathway; cell surface receptor signaling pathway. Gene Ontology annotation, molecular function: peptide hormone binding; G protein-coupled peptide receptor activity. The record is from RefSeq and is a predicted model, not a curated record.
UCCUUCAUCUGCUGGCCCCCUCUGAGGCCUGGUGAAAUAUUGAGCCGUCCCUGCCCCCAAAUGGAUACCAGGGGAGCCGUCGUAGGAGAAACCAAACAUGCAGGAAUGUUUGCUGUUCGAAUAUGUGAUGAAAGUGGAAGAUGGCUUGAAAACAAAACAAACUUCAGUCUAUGUGUUGCUAAUAUGGCGACACUGUAUCCGAGCCCCUGGACACCAACUAUUGUUGCUUUGAUAGUGGUGAUUGGAUCUAUCAUUUCGCUCAUAACAUUAUCCAUAUCAUUAUUCAUAUUUUGUUACUUUAAUUGCUUAAAGUGCAGCCGGCUGAAAGUUCAUCGCAAUCUAUCCGUAGCGCUUCUUCUAAAUUUACUGCUGCUCAUCGUAUCAUCAUCACCAGUUCUAAUGAAUGUAUCCUACAGACACUCAGACUGGCUAUGCAAAAGCGUCUUAAUACUACAGAUGUAUUCUGGAAUGGCUAGUAUAAACUGGAUGUUUGUAGAAGGCUUGCUACUUCACAGCAGAGUGACAGUCCAUAUUUUCAAACAAGAUGCACCAUUCAAGCUUUAUUACUGCAUAGGAUGGGGAAUUCCGGGAAUUUUCAUUGGAAGUUGGUGUAUUCUCAUGUUUUUGUAUCAUAACACACCUUGUUGGACAGGAUACGGAGACACUCAUUACAUAUGGAUUAUAACGGGACCAAUGCUGACAGCACUAGUGGUAAACAGUGUCUUCCUGGUGGACAUCAUCCGUGUACUAGUGUCGAAACGCCACGCCCACUUCUCGGCGGAGACCACGCAAGUGAGAAAAGCGAUGAAAGCAACACUUUUACUAUUUCCUUUACUUGGGAUACCACAUUUGUUGUUCUGCAUCAAUCCAAAAGACAACGGAAAGUUAGAGGAAAUCUACAUGAUAGUCAACGCAGUCAUCAAGUCGUCUCAGGGACUUUUGGUUUCUGUUCUCUAUUGUUUCAUGAACAAUGACGUACAACAAGCGUUAAGAAAAGCGUACAUGAGAUCCGUUAUCCGCCGAAAUCCAAAUUACAGAUACACUUGUCGAGCUCGUGGUAUGUCUCAGACUUCUGGAACUUACAUAUCUUCCCAUUCAGAAGGAGGUAUCCUCAGCGAAGCAUCGGGCAGGCAUAAAGUACAGUGUUCCCGGACGAUUCUUCGUUUACAAGAGCUUCCAAACAGGACAAACCAUAAACAUUCGAAAAGUGUUCUGUUUUGAAUACCUUAAAAAUUACGAGCUUUGUGUUAAUUUCACUUACCGAAUUAACAACUCAUCAAAGUGUAAUGUAAUUUGUAAUUUGUUUUCGAUGUGACCUUAAUGUUUUGCACGUUGUCUUGAAUAAAUACAAUG